This is a messenger RNA of Plasmodium gaboni, 4593 nucleotides long. RefSeq lists its product as hypothetical. The transcript has a single exon. Bases 1 to 4593 code for a protein of 1530 amino acids. The record is from RefSeq and is a predicted model, not a curated record. Lineage: Eukaryota; Apicomplexa; Aconoidasida; Haemosporida; Plasmodiidae.
AUGAUAGACAAAAAUAUUGAUGAAAGUAAUUCUAAUAAUUCCUUGGCUAGACAAAAGAGUAUAUCAUAUAUACGUAAAGAGAUUAAAGAUAUUAUGCACCCUUCAAAUAUAUAUCCAGGCAAUUCUAUCCCCUGUGAAAAAAUUAAUGAUGAAUAUUCUUUAGUCCGUACCAUGGAUCGAACUAAGGGUUCUAUUAAAAAUGGUUCUUCUCAUAUUGAGAUGCAUGAAGAGCGUUAUAUAAUGGCUUGCUUAAAUGAAAAUAUGGAUGAAGAAUCUAAGAAAAAAAUGAAUAUUUAUAAGAAUAAUUAUAUUAAUAUAGAAGGAGAAAAGAUAUACCAAAAAUGUAGUGUAGAAGGAUAUAAUAACUUAUAUAAUAAAGAAAGUAAUGUUCAAGAAAAUAUGGGAAUACAUCAAUUACAAUAUGAUGAUGAUAAUAAUAAUAAAAAUGAUAAUUCUAUCAUUAGAGAAUAUCAUAUUGUAAAUGAUAAGAUAAACAGUAAUCCUAUGAGUAUGAACAAUCAAGAGGAAUUUUUAAGAAAUAUUAAUGAAGAAUUAGAACAAUUAAAUGAUACUAACAAAAAUACAAAAUACAAUGAAAAAUUUUCAGCAGAAAAUUUUUUCUCAUUAAUACAGACUUUUAAAAAUAACAUACGUAAGGAUAAAAUCUUGAAUGCAUAUAAUGAAAAAAUAGAUAAAGAUAAUGAAAAAUAUUUAGAUGACAAUAGGAACAUACAAAAUAAAUUAAAAAUGAGAGAACAAAAAUAUAUAGAUAAAGAACAAGGUGGCAUAUAUGAUAAUAACAACAACAAUAAUAAUAAUAAUAAUAAUAAUGAUAAUGUGGUAAAGACUAAAGGUUGUCGAACAAGAGGAAGAAGAAAAAGAAAAAAUAUGAAUGAAUCCAAUAAUAAUAUAAAUAAACAAUCAAGAAUAUACCAAGAAGAUAAUAUAAGUUGCAGAAAAAAUUAUAAUAUAAAUGAAAAAAAUAUUAUGUUGAAUGAGAAAUAUAAUGAGAACUCAUUUAAUUGUGAUAUCAAUAAAAAUAAUACAAAUAAUAUAAAUAUAUAUAAUUCUAAUGCUAAUAAUUUUAAAAGUAUAAAAAAUGAAGGGAGGGAAGAAAAAAAUAAUAAUAUAUUAUCAAAAAAAAGAAAAAUUAUAUCUUUUAAUAAUAUUAAUGUAGAUGAAAAUAAUCCAAUAUUUAAUUCAUAUGAAAAUAAUAUAUUGCUUAAUAAAAAUGUAGAAAAAGAUAAAAUCAUAAAUAUACAUCAGAAUAUUAUAUCACAUAAUGAAGAAGGAAUAAAUAAAACAAAUAAUCAAUAUAUAAAAGAAGCUUGCUAUAAAAGAAACAAUAACACAUAUGUAAGUGAAUAUAUAAGUAAAGAGGUUCUUUAUAAUUUUAUUAAAAAUAUGAAUAAAGUCUCUAAGAAUGCGAAACAACUCGAUUCUUCAUGUAAUGAAAUGUUUGAAGGGGAAGAAAUAAAUGAUAUGUCCAAAUGUAAUAAAAGAAAAGUGUCAAAGAAUAAAACAGAUAAUCAACAUAUAAAAAACAACAACAAUAAUAAUAAUAAUAAUAAUAAUAAUAAUAAUAAUAAUAUUAACAACAGUUGUGAUAAUAGUAUAUAUAAGGAUUCAUUUCAAUAUUAUUCAUCUAUAUAUGAUAAGAACAAAAGAGCUUAUACACAAAACGAUGACAAUACUACUAUUUGUUCAAAAGAAAAUCUUUUAUUUUAUCAACACAAUAAUGAUAAUAAUUUAAAAAAUAUAAAAAAUAAUAUAUAUAAUUAUGAUGUAAAUAUUAAUAAUAGAAAUAUAUAUAACAAUAAAUAUUAUGAAAAUUAUAAUUAUAUAAAUACAUGUAAUAAUAUUAUGAACACAUAUGGAAAUAAUGAUAUACAUGAAGACAAAAAUACACAAUAUAAGAAAAGAAAAGAAUAUAUAAAUAAUUCUAAUGCUACAGAUAAUAGUAUGAAUUCUUCUGUCUUUGAUGCACAUUUAAAAUAUAUAAUUAAUAAUUAUAUGAAAAAAAGUAGACAUAAUUUUAAUUUUUUGAAUGAAAUUUUGGAAGAUAAUAAAAAUAAAAAGACAAUUACUAAUAAUGGAGAAAAAGAGCAUAAUCACAAUGAAAUUAUAAAUAAUAAUAAUAAUAAUAAUAAUAAUAAUAACAAUCCUUAUAAUAGUAAUAGUUAUAAAAUAUUCAAUGGACCAACAACAGAUAACAAUAUCAUUUGUAAUUUUAUAUCAAAUAUAAAAUUAAUGGAGAAGGAAAAAGAAAAAGAAUGUGAAAGAGAAUAUAAUAAGAUUAUGAAUAAUAAUUCUAAUGUAGGAACAAAUAGUUUUAAUGUAAACAAUAAUAGAAGCAGUAAUAAUAAUUUGAAUAAAUCAGAUAUUGAGAAAUAUAUUUAUGAUAUUUUAAAUAAAUUUAAUCAUACACAUUGUAAUGAAUUAUAUAAAGAAAAUUAUGUGUAUGAAAAAGAUUGUAUACAAAAUGAUAUGACAAAAAAUGUAAAAGGAUCUUAUGAUUCUUUAUACUCCUUUUUAAAUGAUCCAUCCAAAAUGAAUGAAACAGAUAAUAAAGAAAUGUCACGUAUAGUUUCGAGGUAUUUAAAUAUUCGAGAAAAUAUAAAAUUGAAAAGGUUAUUAAGUAAAUCAAAUAGUGGUACAGAUAUAAAUAAUAUUAGAUAUGAUUUAGAAAAUAAGGAAAAGGAAUAUAUGCAUAAUGACUGUAACGAUGUUAUAGUAAUGAAUAAAAUGAUGAAUAUAUUAAAUUGUAAUGAAAAUGAACAUAAUAAUAUAAAAAAUAUAUAUAGUAUACAAGAUAAUUUAUAUAAUUUAUAUAAUAAUAUUGAUUAUUUACAUAAUGAUGAUAAUUAUAAUAAAAUAACAGAAUGUAAUUUAAAGCAUAUGUAUAAUGAAUAUAUUAUUAAUAUGUAUGGAAAUCAAAAAAAAAAUGAUUAUAUUAAAAUGAUAGAAAAUUCUUCCUUCGGACCUGCUGAAUAUGAUAAUAAUUUCUCAAAUUAUAAACUAUGUGAAGGAAUUUUAAAUAAUUUUAUUAAUAAUAAAUCUAUGCAUUUAGAUGAAAAAAUUCAAUUACAAGAUAUUAUGGAUAUAUUAGAAAAAUAUAAUGAUUAUUUAAAAUUAAGAAAUUAUAUUAUUCCAAAAAAUAUUUAUAUUAAUUGGUGUGAUAAUAAAAAUGAUAAUGUUGAUUCAUCUAUUUAUAAUCCUAACACAAAUUUUAACACAUCUAAGCAGAUCUCACAAAAAAAUAAUUCACAUGAAAUAAACAUUCUAGAAAAUAUUAGAAACGAUCAUGUAUUAAGAAAUUAUCUUUUGUAUAAUGAACCAUUUUGUAAUUAUCACAAGUUACAAAUAAAAAGGUUGAAUUAUUUAUCAUUAAACGAUAUUAAUAUAAAGACUGUGCGUGAUUUGGAUCUUGUUGGAUGUAAAGAUACAAACUGCUUUUUUUAUGCAUAUCUGGUAACUGCUUGUAAUGGUAGAAAAUCCAUCCAUUUGAAUAAUAAUUAUAUUAAUUCUUCUAAUAUUGAAAGUGCUAACAGUCGUAAGGAUGGUAAUAAUAAUUUUAGUUGUGAGGAAAUAAAUGAUAAUUAUUUGAAGAAUAAUAAAUUAAAUUAUCAAUUAAAAGAUCAACUAAAAGAUCAAAUAAAUGAACAAAUAAAAGAUCAAUUCAAAGAUCAAUUCAAAGAUCAAUUAAUUUGCCAAUUAAAUGACCAAGUAAAAGAUAAAUUACAUGACCAAAUGAAUGACCAAUUGAAUGACCAAUUAAAUAAUAAGGUUAAUCAUAUAAAUAAACAGAGUAAUAACUAUUAUAAUUCAUUUAAGGGAACCAUAGAAAAAUUUACAAAUGCAGAACAAGAAGAAUGCUUACUAAAACAAUGCAUUAAUUCGUUCAAAUUUAAGAAUAAUAAAAAUAUGAAAACAAAUGAAGUAUUAUUAGAUGCUCAACAAUCAUUUAAUGAGUCCAACAAUUAUUUAGAAAAACAAGCAUCCUUAUCAAAUGAUAAAGAAUAUAACAGUUGUUAUAUAAAUACUCAUAAAAACAAAAAUACACCCAUUAAAGAUAUCAGAAAAAACCGUAAUGUUAAUAAUCAAACAUUACAUAUUAAAAAUAAGACAAGCAAUCUUGAAAUUAAUAAACAAAUAGAAUGUAUUAAAGAAAAACAAAUUAAAAAUAUAGUAGAAAUACUUAAUCCAUUAAAUCUAUUUAAUGAUUCAAGAAUACCAAAUGAUUAUAUUAAUCAAAAACAAAUAAACAAAAAUAAAAAUAAUUAUUAUAGAAGGGCUUCUAGCAAUUUUGUAAAUAAUCAUAACAUUAGAAGAAGAAAUAUACUUCCUUUUCAUAUGAACAAUCAAGAAUUAUCUAGAACAUCAACUACAGCAUCUGUAAGUAUUAAAGAACGUAUCCUACAAAAUGUUCAAAACAAUAAAAAUAGUAGAAUUUUGAAUACACCAAAUAAAAGAGAACAUGAUAUACUUAGACAGGAUCAAUGGGAAUAUAUAGAAAAAAUUAAAGACUAUCUAUAUGCUACAUAUUUAAAAGAACAGAAUAAUGAAAACAAAAAUAUUUUAAACGAUUCAUAA